Molecule: messenger RNA, 1632 nt
Organism: Fibroporia radiculosa
Lineage: Eukaryota; Fungi; Basidiomycota; Agaricomycetes; Polyporales; Fibroporiaceae
Exons: 14
Coding region: 1-1632 (543 amino acids)
Molecular function (GO): oxidoreductase activity, acting on paired donors, with incorporation or reduction of molecular oxygen; heme binding; iron ion binding
Source: RefSeq, a predicted model, not a curated record
AUGAAUGGGACAGAUCCCAAGCUUCUGAUCUUACUUCUUACUGUUACUUUCAUAGGAUGGCGUUUUUUCCGCCGUAGGACAGGCAAGAGUAUCUUGGACAAGAUUCCCGGCCCUCCUUCGAAUUCAUUUUGGGCGGGAAACAUGCUCCAAUUUGAUGCUCGUGACGGAAUGGAUUUCCAGAGGCACGUGGCAUUGGAUUACGGGUCAGUGACAAGGAUGCACGGUCUUUUUGGACAACCGGUUUUGUAUGUUUCCGAUCCGAAAGCGCUUCAAACUAUAAUUCUCAAGGAAGAGCACAUUUUCCAAGAGCCUCUUGCAUUUAGGAUGACGAACAAUUUUGUAUUCGGGCCAGGCUUACUUUCAACAAUUGGAGAGACGCAUCGCAAGCAGAGAAAGCUGCUGAACCCGGCCUUCUCCACUAACCACAUGCGUUCUAUACUUCCUAUAUUCUAUGGUGUCGCUCACAGGCUCCGUGAUGCCAUCUCGACUCAAGUCAAGAACGGACCUGAAGAAGUCGACAUACUGAAUUGGAUGAGUCGCACUUCUCUUGAGCUCAUUGGACAAGGUGGACUGGGGUACUCGUUCGACCCUCUGACCGAGAACGUGCAGAACGAGUAUGGGAACGCCGUGAAAGACUUGUUCCCAAACUUGCAGCCUCUGAGUAUGUUCGUGCCUCUUGUUCCCUUGAUUGGGAAUAUUGGCCCUGCCUGGUUUAGGAGAUCAGUAACAAGCUUGAUGCCAUAUCGCAAAAUCCAGAGAGUUAUUUCCAUUGUUGAUACUAUGAAUAAAAGGUCAUCAGAAAUAUUCAAUGCAAGGAAGGAGGCAAUCCGCCAAGGUGAUGACGCAAGUCUGCAACAAGUCGGAGGAGGAAAGGAUAUUAUGAGUCUUUUCAUCAAGGCAAAUGCGGCGACGUCGGAAGGGGAUCGUUUACCUGACGAGGAACUUGUUGCUCAAAUGUCCACGCUUGUUACCGGGGCGGUCGACACAACAUCGAAUGCCCUGUCGCGUAUUUUGUACAUCCUAGCAGGGCGUCAGGACGUACAAGAAAAGUUGCGCAAGGAGAUCCUUGAGGCGGAAGCAGGUGAAGGGCUGUCUUACGACGAGUUGGAUCAGCUGCCGAUUCUGGACAGUAUUUGCAGAGAAACGUUACGAGUCUAUCCACCAGCACCAACUAUAUUCCGCCAGCCAUGCCAAGACACUGUUUUGCCUCUGUCUGAGCCAAUUGUUGGUACAGAUGGCCACUUGAUCAAGGAGAUUCCCAUCCCGAAAGGCACAUUGUUCAUUGUGGGCAUUAUGGGUAGUAAUGCAAGCAAGACACUCUGGGGAGAGGAUGCACGCGAAUGGAAACCUGAACGUUGGCUCUCUCCGCUGCCCAGUACCGUCACAGAGAAUCCCACUCCCGGUAUCUACUCAAACAUGAUGACCUUCAUUGGCGGGAAACGGGGAUGCAUUGGAUUCAAAUUUUCCGAAAUGGAAAUAAAGGUUGUGCUGUCGGCCUUGUUGUCCACUUUCAAAUUCCACCUCACCGAGAAACCGAUCGAAUGGAACAUUGCAGCAGUGCAAUAUCCCACAGUCGGAAAAGAUAGCAGCGUGCCCGCGAUGCUGCUCAGGGUUGAAUUGCUGAAGUCAUAG